AUGAUACAACAUGCAAUCUUGGAGCUCCAGGAUUGCCAUCGAUAUCUCUGCCGCUGCUAUUUAGGUCCUUUUGGACCUAAACCGUACCGUAGAGGCGGCCACCAAACAGAUGGGAAAGAUGCAGCCCCAGCAGACGACACUGUCCACCAGCAGGAGACCCCCGGCAGUCAUCCCACAGGCCUGAGUCGGGAGGCGAGAGCCGCGCUCACUCUGCAGUGCGCCUUCCGUAGGAUCCUGGCCUGCCGGGAGAGGAAGCGGAGACUGAAGGAGCGACGGGAAUAUGAAGAAUUAAUGGAUCGCCUCCAAAAGGAGGCUUUUGUCGCCCUAGUGAGAAGAGAGCAGGAGGAAGCUGAGCGGGAACGAAAGAAAGAAGAGGAAGAAAGGAGGAAGCAGAGAGAGGAGCAGCAGCGGAGAAAACGGAUGCUGGAGGCAGCCUUUGAAGGAGACGUGGAGGAGAUGAAGGCCAUUCUGAAAGAGGUGGCGGAUCUGGACACCAAGGCUGGCGUGGGCACGGAUGAGAAGGGGAAGGUAGUCCGGCUCCAGCAUCUCCUCAACAUGGUGGAUUGCACAGACGCCAACGGCAACACCCCCCUCUCUGAGGCCUCUGGAGGGGGCCACCCCGAAGCCAUCCGGAUGCUGAUAGAAAGCGGGGGCCAUCCCAACAGCAGGGGUGCCUUUAAUCGGACUCCUUUGUACCGAGCAGCCUUCGGAGGACACUUAGCAGCGGUGGAGCUGCUUCUACAGCAUGGGGCUGACCCUCGACUCUAUGCCGAUGAUGGCAACACACCAGAGCAGGUCGCUUCUCUGGACAGUGUGGCGGCUAUCCUGAAUGCUUGGGACGUAACUCUUACAGACACCAUGCUCCAGAAGAUGGAAGCUGAGCAGCAGCGGAGAGCCCAGCAGAAGCAGAGGCACAAGGAAGCCGAAGUGCGCCAGACCGCCGAAGCCGUGGAGCAGCUGGCCAAGGAGCACGAGAGAUGCAGCAGGGAGCUGCAGCAGGCCUACGCGGAGCUCAACCGACGGAUAACGGAGCACGACAAGUGCCAGCGGAAGCAGAUGGGGAACACAGAGCUGACCCUGCAUGCCGUGGCCGACGCAGAAGGGCUGGUGGAGAAGCUGCGCGUGGCUGCGGAGGCGGCCGAGGAGAAGCUGUCCCUGGUCCGCCUGAAGCUGCGAGAGCAAAUGCAGGAGGGGUCGCCCUCGGAGAUGCCAGGCCUCAAGUGCUCCGUGCAGGAACUGGAUGAUGUGCUGAUGAAAGACGUGGGUGGGAAAAUGCAGGCCGACGGGCGGUGGCCCCUGAUCAUCGACCCCUCUGGGCAAGCAGCCAUUUUUCUGCGCUACCGUGACACCAACUACCUAAACACUGCUAAUCCCGCCGACAUGGCCGUGGAGGCCAUCCGCCUGGCCUUGCUGGGGUCCCUUCGCAGCUAUGGGAAGCCUCUGGUCUUUGACAUGAUGGAACUGGACAUGUUUGACACAGUGAAAAAGCAGCUGGAACGGCUGGAGACGGGCCUCACUCAGGCUCUGCUAAGCAAGAAGAUCCUGGAGAGUGAGAGGUAUCACUCCUUACUGAGGCCAACAGACGGACCAGAAUAUGCAGAGACGGAAUUUCAAGUUGCUCGGAUGGAGAAGUUCAGGCUCUUUGUCCUCACCAAGCGCCAUCACCCCCCUGAAGAGCUGCUGCAGGCCUUCCUCCCUGUCCAGGUCCUCCUGUCCGGAAAAGCCAGGCGGUAG
Thamnophis elegans (Western terrestrial garter snake) is the source of this 1734-nucleotide messenger RNA. RefSeq names its product IQ motif and ankyrin repeat containing 1 (gene IQANK1). Gene Ontology annotation, biological process: regulation of barbed-end actin filament capping. Lineage: Eukaryota; Metazoa; Chordata; Lepidosauria; Squamata; Natricidae. Gene Ontology annotation, cellular component: nucleus; cytoplasm. Gene Ontology annotation, molecular function: protein binding. Bases 1 to 1734 code for a protein of 577 amino acids. The record is from RefSeq and is a predicted model, not a curated record. The transcript is spliced from 14 exons.